AUGAGUGAUAAAAUAGGCAUUAAUUCAGAUAAAGAGGGCCUUGAGUACAACUUUGCAGGCGUUGGAGAUGCCUCAGGUGAGGAUGGCAUCAUUAAGGAACAAGAUCGGUUGCUUCCGAUAGCCAACGUUGGGCGAAUCAUGAAGCAGAUUCUACCUCCAAACGCAAAGAUCUCCAAAGAAGCUAAAGAAACCAUGCAAGAAUGUGUGUCCGAGUUUAUUAGCUUUGUUACUGGAGAAGCAUCUGACAAGUGUCACAAGGAAAAGCGCAAAACUGUUAAUGGGGAUGACAUUUGUUGGGCACUCACAACUCUAGGGUUUGAUAACUACGCUGAUCAACUAAAAAGUUAUUUGCAUAGGUAUAGGGAACAAGAAGCUGAAAGAGCUAACCAUAAUAGGGCUGGCAACCACGAAGAAAAGGAAGAGACAUCAAAUUACAGAGGUCAACUGCCGAGGAGAUCUGCGGUACUUCCAUCAACCCCAUUGAAGUUCAAUGCUAUUGACAGGAGUAAUAGCUCUCUCUCCAGGCCAUUUUGAAAGAUAUAAAGCAUAUGGUAAUUGU
Molecule: messenger RNA, 559 nt
Organism: Durio zibethinus
Lineage: Eukaryota; Viridiplantae; Streptophyta; Magnoliopsida; Malvales; Malvaceae
Source: RefSeq, a predicted model, not a curated record